This is a messenger RNA of Varanus komodoensis (Komodo dragon), 3395 nucleotides long. RefSeq names its product protein zyg-11 homolog B-like. The record is from RefSeq and is a predicted model, not a curated record. NCBI's taxonomy places the organism in Eukaryota, Metazoa, Chordata, Lepidosauria, Squamata, Varanidae. The transcript has 14 exons. Gene Ontology annotation, cellular component: Cul2-RING ubiquitin ligase complex. The coding region runs from base 85 to 2376 and encodes 763 amino acids.
UGGUCCGUCUACUCUCCUUCCGGUUGCUUCUCUCUGCCCCAUCCCCUUUUUCCACUCAAGUGGAGUUCACGCCGGUUCCUUGCAAUGGUGCGCUUCCUUCAUAUCCAGAACCGGCAACGAGCCCCGCUGACUAUUUGCGGGGACUGUCCUGCAGUGCAGGCUGAAGCAUCUCCAUAUUCUCUAGUUGACAUCUGCUUGAAUGCCUUGGUUGCUGAUUUGGAAAAAUUUUGUACAGAAAGGCCAGAUGGAUCAUUGUGCUUGAAAGAAUCUGAAAGACUGCCUCAAGAAGUGGCUGAUCAAUUACUCCAGACAAUGGCAUAUCGAGAGCUAUUGAAUGAUGGCACAGUGGGCAUUUUUCGAGGCAACCAAAUGCGUCUGAAACAAGCUUGUAUCCGCAAAGCAAAAAUCUCAGCCCAGUCCUUCAAGAAGGCCUUCUGCCAUCAUAAACUAGUAGAACUGGAUGCUGCGGGAAUGAAUGCUGCUGUUACUGUUGCAGAUGUUGUGAGUGGGCUGGGCACCAGUACAUGGAUCCAGAACAACCUUCAGUGCCUUGUCUUGGACUCAUUAACUUUUUCUUCCACAAAUCCUCAUGAAAGGUGUUUUAGUCAGUUGUCUGGCCUUCGUUCUUUAAGUAUUACCAAUGUGCUCUUCCAUGAUGAAGAUCUAGCAGAGGUCGCUUCCCUGCCAAGAUUAGAAAGCCUGGAUAUAUCCAACACCUCAGUCACUGACAUAACUGCACUCCUUACCUGCAAGAAUCGACUGAAGUCUCUAACUAUGCAUAGUGUAAAAUGUUUGAAAAUGUCUACACCAAAGUUCUUAGAUGUAAUAGCAGAACUAAACAAUCUGCUUCACCUUGAUAUCUCAGAUGAGCAGCAUUCUACAUCAGAUAUUCCCUUUCAUUUACUAGGGCGGAAAGACAUUCUGCCCAAUCUUGUGUCUUUGGACAUCUCUGGAAGUAAAUACAUUACUGAUGAGGCUGUAGAAGCAUUUGUCCAACAGCGACCAAGAAUGCAGUUUGUGGGGUUGCUGGGUACUGAAGCUGGAUUCACAGAGUUCCUUUCAGGAGAGGGAAACUUGAAGGUAUCAGGAGGAGAAAAUGAAAUGCAGAUUUUGGAAGCUCUGAAACGGUACAGUGAAAGGGCAUGCUUUGUGAAGGAGGCCUUCUUUCACCUUUUUACUCAGACGUGUUUUAUGAGAAUUACAAAGCCUGAAAUCCUAAAGCUUGUGAUUAUUGGAAUGAGGAAUCACCCUUUGGACUUGGCAGUACAAUUAACUGCUAGUGCCUGUGCCCUUAACUUAACUAGACAAGGCCUAGCAGCAGGCAUGCCUGUUCGUCUGCUCUCCAGUGUAAUCCAGUUGCUCCUCAAAGCAAUGGAAACCUUUCCUGAACAGCAGCAGCUCCAGAAGAACUGUCUCCUUUCAUUAUCUAGUGUCAGAAUCCUGCAAGAUGUUCCUUUUAACAGGUUUGCAGCUGCCAAAUUUGUUGUUCAGUGGCUAUGUAACCAGGAAAAUCAACAUAUUCAAAGAAUUGCAGUUAAUAUAAUCUCUAUCCUAGCACUUAAGCUUUCAGAUGAGCAAGCUGCACAACUAACUUCAGAGUUCUACAUUGUUGUUGGGAAACUUCUUGAAAUAGUUGAACAGAAAACAAAUCAGAAUGAAUUAGAUACAACUUUCCAUUUUACAUUGAGCGCACUUUGGAAUCUCACAGAUGAAGCUCCAACUACAUGUGGCCACUUCAUGGACAACAAAGGUUUGGAGCUGUUCAUGAGAGUCUUAGAGACUUUUUCUUCAGACUCUUCUAUACAACAUAAAGUUCUUGGCCUCCUGAAUAACGUAUCAGAAGUGAAAGAACUACAUCCCAAGUUAAUGCAGAAGGACUUCAUAGAACAUGUCAGUGAACUGCUGAGCAGUGUUGAGAUGGAAGUCAGUUACUUCUCAGCUGGGAUUAUUGCCAAUUUGCUAUCGAGAGGAGAACAAGCAUGGACAUUGAGUCAAACACAGAGAAGAUCCCUGAUUGAAAAACUGCACUCAGCUCUUUUGAAGUGGCCAACACCAGAGUGCAAGAUGGUAGCACUACCUGCCUAUAGAUCCCUCAGACCUUUUUACCCAUUGCUUGACUGUUUUGCAUUACCUGGCGUACAGAUCUGGGCAGCCUGGGCGAUCCUCCAUGUCUGUUGUAAAACACCUGCCAGAUACUGUGCAAUAUUAAUAGAAGAAAAUGGAGUACAGCACUUAUAUAAUAUCAAAGAAAAUGUUCAGAGUGAUCCAGACGUCCAGUAUCUAACAACUGAAAUACUAACUUAUAUGGAUACUCACAUGAAAUAUUAUGGGAAACCUAAGCACUUAAAGGAGCCACAAGCCAAAUCAAAUGGAUAACUGAUGCUACACUGUACCUUCUUCCUGUAGUUUUCACAAGCUUUUGUGCUGGUGAUUUCUUAUCCUUUCACAGUCAUUUCAGAUCAAGAUGGCUCUUCCUAUACGAUCUGAAGAUACCUGUAUGGUAUGCACGCUUGGAAGUCCUCUCUAGCUAAUUGCUUUCAUUUGUAACUUGUGACAAGAAGAGUGGGGCACCGUCCCUUAUGAAACCAUGUAGUGGCUUACCACAAAGAAAUUGAAUAGAGCCUGGCCACUAACUCUAUUGCAAGCCACUAAUCUUUAUAGUGGCAGGAAAUGGGGACUUUGAAAGCACUUGUUCUUGGGCUAGUCAUCCUUAGUUUGACAGCUGAGGAACUGUUCCGUCCAUGUGUAUCAGCAAGAGGCAGGUUAUGGUCACCAAGAGAAAAUGAUUGAUUGAUGUUACCACUUCAAGGUGAAACUGUUUUCUACAUCCACAAACCGAGGAGUGAGGGAAAGAGUGUUUUGAAAAUAAUGGGUAGGGGAACACCAGCUUGUUCCAGCUAAAUGUUGGAUUUGUCUGAAGGCAUUAGGCCCGUCACAAGCUUUCAUGAGCUUCUUAUACACAUUUCUGAGUGGGGACUGUGUAUGUUUGAGAGGGGAUUCUGGCUUCUUGUCAAUUGUGCAGCAUAUUACCAUGAUUUGACAGAAGGUGCUGUGUAACUGUAUUUUGGGAGUAUAUAUACAAACUAUUUUUGUAUGAGGUCUGGGGUUCUUUCAAGGUGCUUUAAUAUCUAAAAUAAAAGGCAUGUCCAAUUAUGGCACUUUAAGAUGAUUGUAAGUUAUGUCUAUUAUCAACCUGGAUAGCAUUAAGGUUGAGGAGAAGCCUUUCUUUGAAAUAAAUCUUGCAGGUAGCAAGUUCACUUCGUGUGUGACUGGCAUAAUAAAGACAUUAUUUCAGUAGUUGUAAAACAGAAUGCUUUGUGCUACCAGGGUGGGGGGUUCUCCAAUGCAAGAGAGACAAAGAUCUACAUAAAAAAUAAAAUGGCUCUUUUGUCUAA